This is a messenger RNA of Fimicolochytrium jonesii, 195 nucleotides long. Its product is annotated as nucleolar RNA-binding protein. The transcript is spliced from 2 exons. Gene Ontology annotation, cellular component: box H/ACA telomerase RNP complex; box H/ACA snoRNP complex. The record is from RefSeq and is a predicted model, not a curated record. The coding region runs from base 1 to 195 and encodes 64 amino acids. Gene Ontology annotation, molecular function: telomerase RNA binding; box H/ACA snoRNA binding. Lineage: Eukaryota; Fungi; Chytridiomycota; Chytridiomycetes; Spizellomycetales; Powellomycetaceae. Gene Ontology annotation, biological process: rRNA pseudouridine synthesis; snRNA pseudouridine synthesis; positive regulation of telomerase RNA localization to Cajal body.
AUGCACUUGAUGUACUACCUCGAUGCCAAUGGCAAGCGUAUCUACACGCUCAAGAAGCUGACGCCCGAUGGCGCCGUCACCAAGUCGGCUCACCCAGCCCGCUUCUCCCCUGACGACAAGUACUCCCGGCACCGUGUGACACUGAAGCGGCGUUUUGGUCUGCUUCUCACACAACAAGCCGCCGCCCCUCAAUAA